Messenger RNA from Pelodiscus sinensis (Chinese soft-shelled turtle), 5405 nucleotides. RefSeq names its product photoreceptor cilium actin regulator (gene PCARE). Gene Ontology annotation, cellular component: photoreceptor outer segment; photoreceptor inner segment. NCBI's taxonomy places the organism in Eukaryota, Metazoa, Chordata, Testudines, Trionychidae. The record is from RefSeq and is a predicted model, not a curated record. Gene Ontology annotation, biological process: protein localization to photoreceptor outer segment; photoreceptor cell outer segment organization.
CCCCCGGAGGGUGGGGAGGGGUAGUCGGGUACUUCUGAGGCCGGAGAAUCAGCUGGUGUCACUGACUCCAACAGUAAGGAGUUGUGCUGUCCUAGCCUGCUGGACCAUGUCCAUAGCGCAGAACAUGCCCAAAGGGAAGUCCCUGCACUGGCUCUAGUUUUUAAAUGCCCAUCACAUAGAUGUGUUUUCCAAUUGUUGCCUCCUCCCUGAAUGGCAAGGAGUCAUGGAAAUGAAACACAUCGGGACCCUGCUUUCAAGUACUACAAAGGUGAUGUUAGGACCAAAUCAUCUGGAUAUUUUUAACAGAAAAUAAAUCCAGGCAGAGAUCCAAGAUGGGCUGCACACCUUCCCACAGUGAAAUUGUUAACCAUGUCACAAAAAAUGGAACUAAUCUCUUGAAUAAAUCCAAUGGUAUCUUGCCUGUUGAUCCUGGAGAUGAAGAAUUCUCAAUUCCAUUGCUGGUCAAAGGCUCCUCUUGUUAUGAUAUUGACAAGUUCCCCUGGAGUGGGUCUCUGGGGACAAAUCAUCAGUUGGAAAAGGAGGAGAAAACAUUAGAGCUGAUCAAAAAUGUUAACUUCUAUUUGUCAUCUGAGGAGCUCUCUCUUUCUGAGAGUCACGAGGAAGAGAAGAAAACUGAGAGGACAGCCACAGAGGCUGAAAGAGCCAUGUCUGAACUGAUUGAAUCUCAGAAACAUAUAACAGAGGAUAUACAAAUCAAAAAGCAAAGCUGCUAUGAAUCAGAAGCGACAGCUUUCACUUGGGAUGAUGAAAGCAAUGCAAAGCAAACUCCAAAGAAAGGGAAGAGGCAAAAGAGCCAUAAACUGAUGAAACAAGGUCGUCAUUGCAAAUCCAAAGAAAAAUCUACUGCACCACCUAUAUGCAAGACUGAGAAAAAGGUGGAUUUCCCAGAUCUGCUUGUUAAAGCUCAUCAAAAUGCUUAUGCCUAUCUAAAUCCCAACCUCUCAAAAUAUGAAACUAUCCUAUGUAUGGCCAAUCAGGCUACCCAAACUCAGCUGCUUUUACAGCAGAUGGUGAGCUUCCUAGUGUUCCGCUUUGAUGAAAUCAACCAGCUCUUGGAGGAAAUUGCCAGUGAUGGGGAAGAGCUCCUCAAAGAGGUGGGAGGAAAUCUGGCUUGGCCAGCUGGAAAAGGAGAUCCAAAAGAACAGCCGGAUCUGUUGCAGCAGUUAUUGCAGUAUACAGUCAACAAAAUGCAGCUACUAAAUGGAACAGUGGCUUCUCUUACCUCCAGUGCCCUGCAGGAGACAUGGAGCUACUUACAGUCUGCAGCCAACAACUUGGAAGAAAAAUGGAAAGCAAAACAAGGCUUUGAUGAACGCCUGCUAAAGGCAAUAAAAUUGCUUGAAGCCUCGGCAGUGGUCUCCUCCCAGGCCCAUGCGGAUGAUAGGACUCUGUAUUCAGAAGAUAGUGGCAUUGGUGCAGACAACGAAUCUCUCAAGGAGUUCAAUUCCCUUGAUAAAGUUGGAAGGCAAACAUGCUGCGAUUCUUGUGCACAUGAUCAUCCGUCUCAAAAACACACCAGAGUACCAGGAGCAUAUCCGUGCAGUGGCACAUUAUUGUCUGUUACCACAAGAUCCCAUGACUGUGCACUUGAAAGACAUUUUAAGGAUAUUUUUUACCCAUCUGUACACAGCAAAGGAACAACUUCGCUCCCAGGGGAAACACCAGAAAAUGUUUCCAACAAGCUCCCAGGUUCAAACGUGACCAAACAUCCCUCUUUUAAUUCCCUCCAGUCUGAUGCUGUCCAGGAAGGGGAAGAUUUCAAAGGCUGUGAAUCAAUAGAUUCUCCUUCUGCCAAUGAAGAGAGCACCCAAGAGGAGGAUGACAAUGACAAUAUAAGCCUGUCAGAAAUGGGGAAGGAGACUCUCCCUCGAAGGCCAAUGUCUUCACCUACAAUAACUGAAAAAACAAGGAGGCUAGCAACCAAAAGGAUAGAAAAUCCAGAGAAUGCAGAGAUGAUCUUGAAGAUGAAAGAUGCAAUCAGUGAAAAAAUCAAGUUUGUCCCAGCAAAAUGUGGACAAAAGGAAUGGACAGAAGAUGAAGAUGGAAAAGCAGCCCUAUCUGCAAGACCCAGUACGGCAAGUGGUAGCCAGAAAACCUUAGUUAAGCAAAGAAGGUCCAGGUCAGAGGAGUCCCUCAGAAGCCGGGCAGAAGACCCAACCCUUCUAGAACUUCAAAGGACCCAAAAAGAUCUCAACAAAAGAUUGGAAACAUUUUAUAUGCUUAAUGGGGAUAAAGAAACAGAUAGCAAGCAGGAGAUCCUGAAAUCAAGGGCAGCAGCUUGCUUGCCGGACACUGAACAUGUUACCCUCAGAUCAUCUACCGCCAAACUGAAAGCAUCCCUCUCUAAAAACUUCAACAUAUUGCCUAAUCAGGAUAAGGCCCCUUUACAUAAGUCCGAGCAACACACUGUCAUUCAGCCAGAUGAGAGAAGGAGUAGGAAGCCUUUAAAAGCCACUGCAUUCGCACAGGAGUUAUCAUACAGGAAAGAAAAUGAGCAUCCUGAGAGAGAGAAAUUGAAUAGUGGUGGUUGUGCCCCUCGGAAAUCUGUCAAGAAACUUAUUGAAACUUUCAGUCCUUCCAGUGGCCUGGUAAAACCUACAAAUCUAAGAACUUUAGGACCAGUAAAAUGCAUCAGAAAGUUUGGACUUCCAGUGAUUCCUCCCACCAUUCCCCUUCAGAGAGCCCUGGCACCUUUAACUCACAAGCAUCGAGUUUCACCAAUAGGAGACAUAAACCCUCCAGAUACAAAUGCAUCCCCAUGUAACUUUCCAACUGCCUUUCCACAUGUUGCAGAAUUAAACAAAAGUGACAUGAGUGAGGAAACUGAUGAAGACUUGGAAAACCUGCCACCACCACCUCCUGAAAUGUUAAUGGACAGUUAUUUUUACUUAUCUGAAUGUGAUGAAAAUACAAUAAUGGAAGGAAACUCUUCAGAUGUUGCCAAAACACCUGCCAAAACAGAGUUUCAUGCUACAAAGAGAAUGCACACUUCUCCAAAGAUAAAAGCCUCUCUACAUUCCAUUGACUUAUUAUCAAGAAAAAAUAUCAACAGCCCCAACGUUUCUGUGGGUAAAGUUCUAAGAAACACUGGGGUGGACUCCAAAUUUAGAAAAUAUUCAUUGGAGCUGAAUCCUACCAACGUGUUUAUCCACAGCCAAGAGGGUAAAUUAGCAUCCCAAAGGGAUUAUGAAAUGAAAGAGGCUGCAGAUUUGUAUAAGCAAUCUCAUAAAAUAAUACCUCUUCAAAAUCCCAGUGGCAUUUCAAAACAGAACAGAAAUUUCUCAGAGAGUGAAGAUUCUGGCACAAACUUAACUUCAGUGCAAAACCAAAAGCAAAUUUCUCCUGAUUCACACAGGAAAAAUGAUAAAAGCCCAGCUUUUGGCAAAAGAAUCUCCCCAACAAGAACACCUUCUUGUUCUCCGCCCACCGAGAAACGACUCUCAAGUCCAUCUGAAUAUCCCAGACACGGCUUGCAGGCUUUUAACCACAUGCAGCCAAGUUUUCCUCCUCUGCAAAGGCAACCUAGUCCCCCAGCUCACCCCAGAUCAUCAAGCCCUCCAAUGCAAAAGAAGCUGCCUUCUCCACCAACCCACCGAAAAAUGCCUAGCCCUCCAGGGGGGCGCAAACAAAGCCCACCAGCUCAAGGCAAAUUGUCAAGCCUGCCUGCUCAGUGCAGAGAGGCAAGUCCACCUCCAUUCUGCACCACUCCUUCUCCACCAGCCUCUCCAUCUCGGUUACACAAAGUUCUGCAAAACAGUCUGGAUUCUGGUGAUGAGCAACAGCCUCCUCCCUCAAAGAUUGCCAGUAAUGCACGCUCAAUAUUUUGCCCAGCAACUUCUUCUUUAUUUGAAGCCAAGCCUCCAUCACCUCCUAGCAGCUUCACUACAGAAAUCCCAGCAGGCCAGCCUGAAGUUUCAGCUUCUUCUCAGAAAACCAGUGCACUGCUCAGGCCAUGUGGGGAUCAGCAGAGGAGAAUGGCUAUGAGUGCUGCCAAUCCUCAGCCUUUCAUAAAGAGAAGUUUCUCUGACCGCAGACCAGCAGUUUACCUGCGACUUCCCAUGCCUGUCUCAGCUAGCAGUGAACCUCUACUUAACCAAGCAAGCAUGGAGUGCCCUAGAAAGGAGUGGGAUUCCUGGAACAGCACAUGCUCCUCUGCGUUCAAGGGAUCUGGCAGGUCUGCUUCACACCCUGAACUCUAUAUUGUGGGCCAGGGGCUCCACAGGGAGUGACAAUACAAUCUGCUUGGAAGAUGGACAGUGUUGCUCAAGGCAGAGGACCUGCAUGUGAUCAAGUAUCUUAGUCCCAGGCUCCAAAGAAUUGCUUCAGGCCAUAUCUAAAAGAACAGGUACAAUAUUAUUGCACCUACCCACCCAAAUUGGUCAUGAUUUCCUAAUUAAUUAUCAGUAGGGUUCUUGCCACCUGCUUCUCUCUUUCAUGUUUUUUUUUUAUGAUUUUACUAAAAGAUUUACAUUUAGUGCCAGAAACAAUAAAAUAUUGGAAAAUCACAAGUCAGAUCAGUACUAUUUUAUAAAGACAGGGUUCUGCUCCCAAAUGUUUUGUUGCACUAAUGGUCUCAAAGGUGCAAAAUUAAAAUUAGGUAAUAUAACAUUUAUUCAGAUGGGUUUGAAGCUUCUGUUUAAAACAAACCCACAAUCCUGCAUUUUCCUGCUAAAGAUGAAAUCCUAUCACCACUGGACUCAAUAGCAAAACUCCCAUUUAUUUUAGUGAAGCCAGGACUUGCCCCAGUAUGUUUUACAGAUAUGCGGGAAAUAAAAUCAAGUCCAAUUAAUAACAAAUAACAUUGAUUUUUUAAAAAUAGAAUAAGAUUCCUAUUGCAGAGAGGUUUUGAUCUUAUGAUAUGCCUUUAAACAUUGUGUAAUCUCUUCCAGUUCCCAGAAAUCAAUAGGCAGCAGGUUUAAAACAAACCUAAUGAAGUAUUAUUUCACACAACUCAGUCACCCAGUGGAGCUCGUUGCCUGGGGAUGUGAAGGCCAAAAAUAUAACUGGGUUCAAAAAAGAAUUAAGUAAAUUCAUGGAGGAUAGUUCCAUCUACGGCAAUUAGCCAAAAUGGUCAGGGAAGCAAUGUCAUGCUCUGGGUAUCUCUAAGCUGCUAACUGUAAGAAGCAGAGACUGCACCACUUAAUAAUUGCAUAGUUCUGUUCACUCCCUUUCAAGCAUCUGGCACCAUUCACAGUUGGAAAAUUGGGCUAGAAGGACCAUUGGUCUGACCCACCCAGUACGUUCUUAGUCUUGUUGCAUGAGGUUCUGAGUGGCCAUGAUGUACAGUAUAGUGAUAAAAUUGACAGCCUUUUGGCCAGGGUUUUGUUACAGUGGGUACAUCUAGACUACAUGGUUCCAUCGACGGAGCCAUGUAAAGUAGUUUA